Sinocyclocheilus rhinocerous is the source of this 2395-nucleotide messenger RNA. RefSeq names its product fatty acyl-CoA reductase 1-like. Gene Ontology annotation, molecular function: alcohol-forming very long-chain fatty acyl-CoA reductase (NADP+) activity. Gene Ontology annotation, cellular component: peroxisome. Gene Ontology annotation, biological process: long-chain fatty-acyl-CoA metabolic process. The coding region runs from base 155 to 1552 and encodes 465 amino acids. Lineage: Eukaryota; Metazoa; Chordata; Actinopteri; Cypriniformes; Cyprinidae. The record is from RefSeq and is a predicted model, not a curated record. The transcript has 11 exons.
UCAUGAAACACAUCAUUUGGCAACCCAUCACAGUUCCUCUCCAGCGAAGCUAAGCUACAGCCCCACUGCGUUUCCCAUCACUGCUGGAUAGAGCACCUUAGGAUAUAUACUAAACAUCUCAGGGCUGUAACAGAGGAGGGAAGGUGCACUCAGGAUGGUCACCAUUCCAGAGUACUACGAGGGAAAAAAUGUUCUCAUCACAGGGGCCACAGGCUUUAUGGGGAAAGUACUUCUGGAGAAGCUGCUACGCUCUUGUCCCGGUGUCAAAGCUGCCUAUGUGCUUGUCCGGCCCAAAGCAGGACAUGCCCCCGAAGCCCGUAUUGCUGACAUGAUCAACUGCAAGCUUUUCGACAGACUGCGAGAGGAGCAGCCCGAUUUCGCAGAGAAGAUCGUGGCGGUCAACAGCGACCUAACACAGCCAGAUCUGGACCUGAGCACAGAAGACCAGGAGACUCUCACGGGCUGCAUUAACAUAGUGUUUCACUGCGCUGCCACUAUCCGCUUCAACGAGCCUCUGAAAGAUGCCAUGCAGUUGAAUGUGCUGGCCACACAGAAGAUGGUUAACCUGGCUCACAGAAUUAAGCAUUUGGAGGUGUUUAUCCACGUGUCCACAGCCUACGCCCACUGUGACCGAGAGCUCAUUGAAGAGGUGGUCUAUCCACCACCUGUCGAUUACAGGAAGCUCAUAGACACACUUGACUAUUCCAAGCAGGAAAAGGGCUGGAUAGAUAAUUUCAACGGGCCGAGUGGGAUAUUCAUCGCUGCAGGAAAGGGGAUUCUACGAACAAUGAGGGCUUCAAAUAACGCUGUCGCUGACCUCGUGCCAGUCGAUGUGGUCAUAAACACCACUUUGGCCGCUGCCUGGUAUUCCGGUUCCCAGAGACAUGCCAGGCCGAGAAGUAUGUUGGUGUACAACUGCACGACAGGCGGGAUCAAUCCAUUUCACUGGGGUGAAGUUGAGUACUGCAUAAACAUGACGUUCAAGACCAACCCCUUAGAACAGGCUUUCAGACGCCCCAAUGUUAACCUGCGAUCCAACCCUUUUACCAAUCAGUACUGGACCACAGUGAGUCACACCCUUCCUGCACUGCUGUAUGACGGGUUUCUCAUGUUGACGGGUCAGAAGCCCCGGAUGAUGAAGACAAUCACUCGGUUGCACAAGGCCAUGAUGGUGCUGGAGUACUUCACGAGUCACUCAUGGGUGUGGAACAUGGACAACGUUACCAUGCUCAUGAACCAGAUGGGAUCUGAGGACAAGAAGGCAUUUAACAUUGACGUCAGGCAGUUACACUGGGCAGAAUACAUGGAGAAUUACUGCAUGGGCACUAAAAAGUAUGUUCUCAAUGAAGAGUUGUCAGGACUCCCGGCGGCACGCAAACACUUGAACAAGCUGCGGAACAUUCGCUACACUUUCAACACCAUCUUGGUAGUCUUCAUCUGGCGCAUUUUCAUCGCCCGUUCGCAGAUGGCCAGAAACAUCUGGUACUUCGUCGUCAGCUUGUGCUUCAAGUUCCUUUCCUAUUUCAGAGCCUCCAGCACCAUGAGAUACUGAAUCCACCCCAUCUGUCCUUUCCCACCCCCCUCUCCCGAUGGCUAUGCACACACUUCUGCUUUGUGAUACUCCAGACUCUGAGGGUCAAGUGUACAGGCGUAGUAUCCGCUAUCCUCCCUUCCUGUGUAAAUGCGUCCUCAACAUCACAGGGUGCAAGUGCACUCAACUGCUAUGUAGAAAAGCAUGAAUUGUCAGGGCUCGAGGUCUAUGAAGCUCUCUCAGCACAAUGAGAGCGACUGCGUUCGUGCCGAGAGCGUUUGAGCACUUACUGUACCUGUUGCACAUCCUGAACGCAAACAGGUUAUGGGCGACUCUUGAUUAUUAUGGUUUGCAUACCUGCUCAUUCUUGUUGGCGGCAUUGGCCCCUUUCCAACUGUAAUCAACGAAGCACAAGGAGGGGGAAAAAAUGAGAGAUGGCUUUGUCUCAGCUCUGUGCCUACAAUUUAAAAAUGACCUUCAUCAUGUGCCCGAUGUCUUUAUUCGAUUCAUGUCUUUUGCCUUACUUCUUUCCGAUACCUCUUACCAUCUUUGAGACGAAAGUGAUUGAUGGGUCACCAAAUAAUAAGCGUCUCGAGUGUCUGAUUCCAGGCCUUAUGUUUGUCUUCAAAAUCUCUUCUUCAGUCAAUACCAAAAUGUUAUCUUGAAAUACAUUUUUUAUGUACUACUUGACGUUUUUAUGAAAGCAAUCAACCGCUUUUAGUCAAAAUUUCUCUGAUAUUAAUAAACGUGUUCGUUUUCCCCAGAAAUGCUAGAAAAGGCAAGCCUCAGUUUGUUCACCUGCUUAAACCUGUUGCCUUUUAUGAAUUAUGAGGCUUAUUAAUAGUGCUGUCAAAACGAAUAAUC